UGUCAAAAGCUAUCCAUAAACAGUCAUCAGAGCUCAAUAUUUCGUGCAAAUACGCGCUACGAAGUGAAUAUUACAGGUAUUGGAGCACAAUUUGUUGUGAAAAUUUACCGAAAUACGGUCAAGUUGAUCUAGUGCAAAAUUGUAAACGAAUAAACGUGAGAAUUAAGUUAGAACCAAAUCGGUCCAAAUCAAACUUGCGAAACCCGUCAAAUUGCCCCUGGAAGGGAGAAAGGUGAAAUGAAACGUAAUUAAAAGGUGACGCGUUAGAGGUCCCGGAUUUUUUCCUUCUGUCCCUCCGUUUGCUCUAGACGGGAGAUUCACAUUUCUUGUGAUACGCUGCAUACUGCGAUUCGUGAUUGUGUUGUCGAAAAUUAUGUAAUUUUGCACAGCUUGUUCGGCACAUUGACGGAUUAGCGCAAAAGGGUAUUUGUAAACAUGAUAAAAGUGUAGCGCGAAGAAAUGCACUCAGGAUGAUAAUGAUUACGCCCAUGCGGUGCUGGGGUUGAGAACUCAUGCAAUCUAGCCCGCUGUAAAUUACGCAGAAGCGAAUGUAGCAACAACACUGUAGCGCGAAGAAGUUGCACACGCAAUCGGCCGCUGUUAUUUCCAAUUCAGUGAUAUAUGUGCGAAAGGCGGUGUGAUUCAGCUUCUCACAACGAGAAUUAAUCGGAAACAACCAGAUCGGUAGGAUGUGGUGUACAAGGGACCAUUGGCAUUGGUUUGAUGGAACCGAUGUGGGAUACAUUUUUCGUGUGCAUCGCUUUUGUGAGUCAAUCAAAUCAUUUAAAGACAUGAGUGCGUCCUGUGUUGGUGUCAGUACAACUUGAAUAAAGAAGGAAUGUGAAAAAAUGAAAAAGGUGCAGAGGUCCCCAACGCGAGAUGAAGUAGCGACAAUUGUGUGUUAAAAGAUGAACUGAAAAGGGAAGAGAACAUAUUACGAAGAUUUGUUAUUCAAUCGAAAGAAACAUUUAAGUUUUAUUAAUCAAUAUUUGAUUUGAACAGAGGACGUAAUGACGUCCUCAUCAAGCGUUGGUUCACAGUUCUCAUCCGGUGGUGCUGGGGCUAGCAGAGCAGGCGAAGGCUACCACCAAGGCUCACCGGUCCAGCAGCAAUAUCAACAACAUCAAGAACCAAUUCAUUUUCAGUCAUCACAGCAGCACCAGCAGCAAUCCUUCCACCAUCGCCACCCGAUGGUAUUGACUGGAAAUGGCGGAAGUUCCAUGGCAACACCGGUGGUCAACGGAAAAAUACAUUCACCUAUACAGACACCACAGAGCGCUGGGUCAGCUGUACGAACAAUUUCGCGGCAGAAAGCAACAAUCAGCAGGGAUGGCGAUAGCAAGGCAAAGACACUUCCAUCCCGGGUGUCACAGAUUUACUACAAACAUGGGUUGUUCCUGUCCAGCUAUCCCACCUGCGCAACCAGUGUAGCAGUUGCAGUUAUAAUAUUUUGCUGUUAUCCCCUACUGAACAUCCCCCUGCCAGGCACGUUCCCCACCAAAGUUAUUUUCCCUUACACGGAACAAAGCACACAAAAUCUACCGCUCGUGAGCCCUAGCACAAACAUCAGUACCUCGGAUAUUUUCAACCCGUUCAACUUCAACGGGAACAACUUCUUCAGCCUGUACAACAUCAGUCUCGAGGCACCGUUCCCCUGGGCGCGGAUAGAUCCCCUUCUGUACGUUCAGCAAAUCAUUAUGCGUUCAAGCGUGAUUCCGUGGGAAGAAAACAUGCUGCUAACAGACGCAUUCCGGGGGCCGUUGUAUGAAGUGUUCAAACUGAUAGAGAUUAUUAGGAAUCAUGAGGACGAGGUGAGCAAAACGACAUUAAGCCAGCUUUGUCUGCACGUGGAGAAUGUGAAGCGCACCUCGCAGCAGAUGCUUUUCCCGGAGUACAACUGUUUGCUUCUUUCUCCGGCAAAUCUUUGGCAGCAAAACAUUCAAAAUUUCAACAAGGAUAGCAGCUUACUCAACACGGUGUUUGUGAAUCAUAAUCUCCACAAGUCGAAAGUAUCCACCUCGGAAAUGUUGUUCGGAAUCUCGCUGAGAGACACCGGUAUCAAGCGCUACCCGAUGCGUGUCCGAUCGCGUAUCAUUCAGUACGCCGUGACGCUUAUACUGCGCGAGAAUAAUCCGGCUUAUAUUAGCUCGUUGAAAGAGCGACUGGUGAAGUCAUAUCCCCUGCACCAAUCCUCGGCUCCACGAGACGGACAACGCCAAGAGUCCCAAGUCAAAGAUCAAUCGUCAAUCAUGUACAUUUUCUAUCCGGGAGAGUUCAACUGGAAGGAAUUUUUGCCCCAGUGUAUCGCCAUCACGAUGCUGUUUCUGUAUGUUUACUUCUCUGUGCGAAAGAUCGACGAGAUCCGUUCGCGACUGGUGCUGGCAUCCAGCGCAGUGCUAACUGUGCUGGGAAGCUUACUGAUGUCACUAGGGAUGUGCUUCUUUUUCGGACUCACGAUAAGCUUGCAGUCGAAGGGUGUAUAUCCAUAUCUGGUGAUAUUGGUGGGUCUGGAGAAUGUCCUAGUCAUCACAAAAAGUGUACUGACCACGGAUAAUAAUCUGGACGUGAAGAUACGAGUUGCCCAGGGUUUGUCUCGUGAGGGUUGGUCCAUUACAAAGAAUCUGCUAGCGGAAAUCACUAUCCUAACUGUUGGACUCUGCACGUUUGUCCCGGUUAUUCAGGAGUUCUGUAUCUUCGCAAUCGUUGGGCUGGUUUCCGACUUUUUCCUGCAAAUGAUGUUCUUCUCUACCGUGCUGGCGUUGGAUAUCAAACGUGUGGAAUACAGUGCCGAGGUGAGACAACUGCCGAAGAUGCUCUACUACAAUAGCGAUGUGCGCCGGAAUGUGAUGGAAGGUUGUCGGAAUGGGGGCAUUAGUCGAUCUAUGUCUCAUCCGAAGCUCUCCGGCAUGGAUCAAACGGGGAAUCCCUUGAAAAAGAACAGUUUGAGCAGCUCCGGCAACAGCAAAGACAAGAAGAUUCCCAAGCGUUUGAGAAUUGUAAAUUUUUGGGCCAGUACCAGAUUCUUUCAGCGUGGCUUUAUGAUCUGGAUGGUUUUGUGGAUUUCCAACAUUAUUUACAACUCGGGACUUAUCGAGUUUAUGAUCGAUAAAAAUAUGUCCGCACAGCGAGCGGCCAGCGAGGCUACUAAAUUGCACAUUCCAAUCAACGAUAUGCAAGAUCUCAAAGCGGCGGAGGCUGGCCAUCUGAAUUACAACCAUUUUGCCGAGGGCGAGCUGAGCGGCAACAAUGAACGCAUUCUGAAUAUCACGGAGCAGUUGAACAGGCUCAAACAUCCAGAUUACGAAACCGUAUAUCAACUUUCCAACUUUCAUUGGUCUUCUAUCUUGAAGCAGUAUAAUGUUUCCCUCUCUGGGCGUUAUGUUACCGUGCUGCCGUCUAUAAAACUAUCCCAUGCGGUGAGCCCUCAGGCGGCUUUGACACUUCGGAAUCCGGAAGAAAAAGCGCCACACCACUUCCAGUGGAAGGCUCUGGCAGCUGCGCUGGAUCCACUUGAUCUGAGUGAUGCUGACACAGGUGAUGCACCCAACAUAAACAAAGGAGAUGCUCCUUUCUAUCCGAAGACACCGAUGGAAAUACUUCUGAGUUGCAUGCUGAUCGCCGUGAGCAUAUUUGGUGUAACCUACACGUUUGUGGUGCUCUAUCGGUGUAUGUGUACGCGAAACUAUGCCGAGUGGCGUGCCAGUUGGCAUGAGAGCGAGACAGAGGAACCCAAGCAGGAGCAACGAAUCCUGGAGGGGGUUCCCAUUCAAGUGAAUGGUCACGCCCAUCGGAUUGAGUGUUUGGUAACGGACGGUAAUAUGAUUGCCAGCUCUUGCUUGCAGGGCGAGGUGAAGAUUUGGGACAUCACAAAUGGCGAACUGAUGGCGGAAAUUUAUCGAACAAAUUACUUCGAAAUGCAGCGAAAGGAAAGUGAAGGAUCUCCGAAUGGAUCUGUCAUAAUGAAGAGCGAUUCAAGUAGUGCAAAUGUUACCGGCGUGCAAGAAGUAUUCCAAGAGCACAUACCGACGAGUUUUGUCUCCAAACUGAAGAAGAAACUCCAGUUCAAUUUCACCGGGCAUAAUCACCAGCGGGAGCAGAGCGAGAGUAACGCAGCACUGUUCGACUUUGCGGCCCAGUAUGAGAAACACUACACUAGCGACAAAUCGAAACGACACAGCGAUGGGGCGGAUCUACGGAACCGCUUUCUUCCCAAUGGUUCUAUCCAGUGCGGAGGAGUGGCGAUAGAAGGUCACAAUAAAUUGCCGGUAUCGUACGAGAACCAACACACCCAAAUGAAUGGAUCACACAGUGGCGAAGAUGAUCUCCGGAGCCAUCAGCAUUCUCCUGGCGAUUGUUCUCAGCCGCCCGGAGGGACAGCUCGGAAAAAACACUAUCAGGCGUCGCCGAUCUGGUGUUUAGAUUUUCUAGAUAAUCUCAUUGUGAUUGGGUGUGCGGACGGGCGGUUGGAAUUUUGGGAAGGUACGACCGGGAAUUUUAAGGGCAUCUUCGAGGCUGAAAGUACUCAUAAUAAUGGGGUAACUAACAUAAGACUAACAGGCGAUAAGGUGAUCGUGGCUCGACUCAGCGGAUGUGUGGAUUUCUUGCGGCUCGAAACAUACACGCAGGGCCGGCAGAUAGACUGGGGUUUCACGUCCGCGUAUCGGCGAACUCACAUCCGAACCGGUUCAGCAGGAAGCUUGAGUGUGUUCCAGACACCCCCAGCCCAGCCAGGUUCAACCACUGCAGCGCAGAACCAUCACACAUCGGAGGAGGAGUUGCGAUGCCAUCUGGAAUUUCACCAGCAGGGCCAUCAAAUGCCAGUGACGUGUUUGGAAGUGGCCGGUGGAACCGUUAUGACCGGUAGCCAAGAUCACACGGUAAAGGUGUUCCGUCUCGACAGCCAUAUGUUACAGUUUACUUUGCACGGGCACUGCGGGCCAAUCACGUGCCUUUUCAUAGACCAGUGGCAGGCGGGAAUGGGCGCCUCCGGUUGCCAGGAUGGUUUGCUGUGUGUGUGGGAUCUGAUCAGAGGUGCCUGUAUGUACAAAAUUGAAGCACACGACGACUCGAUCGUUGCCCUGGCCUGUUCACCAAGUUACGUGAUCUCACUUGGGCUGGACGAACGAAUACGCGUGUGGGAUCGUUUUCAAGGUCAACCGCUCAACGCUAUGACGGUCAGUCAUGCGUACUCCUCGCUGGUAAUGCUGACACCCUCUCUGUUAGUGACGGGCAAACCAGGUUCAUUGGUUGUAUGGGACGUUCGAACCGGCGAGAUUGCCAAGGAGGUUAAGCUAGACUGUUCCAACUCACAGUUCAGUCCAAAAACAAUGCUCCCAGCGUGUGGCUCAGUGAUUUGUGACUAUGGGAAUCAAAUGAGAAUCGUUCGAUUCCCGCUGGUCGCUGCGGACAAAUGUGAAUAAGUGUUGAUGUGCUGCACUGACUGAAAUUUGCGCAUAGUGUGCUAGUGAGACUUCUGAAGAAAACUUUUUUACUCAAUUCAACUAAUUAUGCAGUGUGUCAUUCAAUACGAUGGCGACCGAGAUUUACCCGAGGGUUAGCUGAUUUCAUCAGUAUAUUUGCACACUGAACAUCCGUCGUAUUGGAUAUCACCGCAAUCAAGUGGGAAAAGUCACGUCCAUUAGAGCUUUGUUGGUUUCUGUUGCCUAUUCGCUAAUUUAAUAACGCUUACUGCUUACCUUGUUCACGUUUCUCUUCGAGACUCAAAAAUCAAACGAAAAAUGGCAAUCUAGGGAAACGAGCAGCUCUCUAAAAACAGAGUUUUUGUUGUAGUAACUUAUUGUUAUUUCUUUAAGCUUUUUUCUAGUUUCUAAUUGGUAAGCAAUUCAAAUCAAAACGGUGGUGUCCUUAAACUCGCCUUAGGGCGAGUUAGUGGUUGUUGGUCGCAACAGAAAAUGAUCAAAUUAAUCUGGGUGAUAGUGUAAGAAACCAAUGGUGGAGCAGUUUCACUCUCGCGCUAAUACUGAACUUGUACAAUUACUUGAUAACGCCAAUAUCUUUCAAGAUUAGAAAAAAAACAAAAUAGCUGCUUAAAAGCGAACUGAUAUGCCUUUCCAUUUGAACAGUUUUCUCACGAAAACUGUAAUCGUAGAGAACAAACUAUUUUGGAUCAAAACACAGACAUCAUCUAUCACGAACUGUACACAUGCCACUCAAUUCAUGACGCGUAAGAAUAUCGGAGAUUGUCGCUCACAAACAAGCCUUCGUGGCCAUACACAAAGCUCUUCAGAGAUGCAGAAUAUUAGCACACCAAAAUUAAGGAUCGAGAAGAAUACAUCUAUUUUUAAAAGAA
Molecule: messenger RNA, 6310 nt
Organism: Toxorhynchites rutilus septentrionalis
Lineage: Eukaryota; Metazoa; Arthropoda; Insecta; Diptera; Culicidae
Gene: SCAP
Product: sterol regulatory element-binding protein cleavage-activating protein
Exons: 9
Coding region: 1011-5420 (1469 amino acids)
Biological process (GO): SREBP signaling pathway
Cellular component (GO): endoplasmic reticulum membrane; Golgi membrane
Molecular function (GO): protein binding; sterol binding
Source: RefSeq, a predicted model, not a curated record